AUGAAUUUUGAGCAAACAUGGCGUGGUUGGCCGGCUUUCAGCGACGAUCACAUCCAGCGCCUGAUCGACGAGAUGGAUAGCAUCGACCUUCCGAUUGCGGACCACUCGCCGCCUUUGAAUCCCUUCACAGUGUUUCAUUCGACGCAGCUGACUGAUCCCUCAAUCUUGGAUCAUCCGACUGCAUACAAGUCCGAAUUGGAUUCGCAAGAUGUUGCAUCUUUAAUAGAUUUGUCUCAGUCAGAGACGCCUCCCACGCCAUACAUCGAAGUUUCUUACUCUCUACUACGGCCCCUUACACCAACAAUAUAUGACUGGUUAUCAUCGUCACGAGAUGAGGCCACAAUAUUCCAUCACUAUGUGACAUGGAUAGCCCCCAUUAUGAUUCCAGUGGACAGCACGAAUAACCCCUGGAAAUCUGUUUACCCAUCGACAGCACUGCAAGAUUCGUCUCCAGCUUCACGAGCUUUGUACCAUGCGAUCAUCGCUCAAUCUGCAUUUAAUCUGGCCAAUUUAUACAAAGACAAUCGACAUAUAUACCAUCAAAAGGAAUCAGUUGCACUGGAGCACUACGGCUCUUCAUUAAGAGAGCUAAGUCAAACCUUAAACUCUACGAAAGAAGCGGAAUACAAUGCAUGCGCUGCUACUCUAUAUACAUUAAUGAUCUCGGAGGGUCAGGCAAGAGAUUCGGUCGCUUGGAGGAGUCACUUUAAUGGAGCUGGAAGUUUUGUGACUCAGUUUGUGCGGCAAAAGCCGUGGGCUCAGUCCACGCAUUCUUGGGUAAUAUCUCAAAGCAUCGCCCUUUCAUUCGAAAUUUCACAAACAGGAAACGCCAAGCCUCAUAAUCGCUCCCCAAUCACCGAAAUUCUGUUCGAAGGCGUUGCUUCCCGCCAAAACUUUGGAUAUACAAUCGGUGCAAGCUGCAAUGUUUUGCGCAUAAUCUCAUCAACCAGACUUUUCAUGGAGCGGAUUGCGCAUGGCGAUGUCCCUGACAAUCUCUGUCUGACUGUUCAGAGCUAUAUUGCCGAAUUAUUACCUGAAAACCACGCACAAUGCGGCAUUGAUCUCGAUAUUCCCGAGCGGGAGAGUAUUGUGAAAUCAUUACCCAGAACGGAGCAGUUUAAAUUCUUGGAUUGUCUUCAUCUUCGACUCUUCCGUACGGCGGCCCUGAUUUAUAUAUAUCAAGCAAUUCUCAAGGUUCCUCCACGCGGCGUCAGCAAGUAUGUCAGAUCCGUCUUGCUGGAUGCCAUGACAUUUAUGUACGUUCGCGGAGGCGCAAUAUCGAUGUGGCCUGUCUUUAUUGCUGCUACAGAGGCCACGGAUGAAGCAGACCAGAAAAUGGUUGAGUGUUGGCUAGCAGUAUCAAGCCAACUUGGAAUCCCAAACCGUCUGGUGGCUGGAACAGUUAUUCGCCAAAUAUGGCAUGAUCGUGCACAAGAAGCCAUUGUGAGAGGCGUCGAACCAGACCAGGUCGUGUUAGACUGGAAAGCAGUUCAACAGCGAUUGGGAGUCGACCUUUUGCUUUUGUAA
Molecule: messenger RNA, 1527 nt
Organism: Trichoderma atroviride IMI 206040
Lineage: Eukaryota; Fungi; Ascomycota; Sordariomycetes; Hypocreales; Hypocreaceae
Biological process (GO): positive regulation of transcription by RNA polymerase II
Cellular component (GO): nucleus
Molecular function (GO): DNA-binding transcription factor activity, RNA polymerase II-specific; zinc ion binding; transcription cis-regulatory region binding
Source: RefSeq, a predicted model, not a curated record